GAGGCGUCACAGCACGGAUGCAGAGACGACGCUGAGCCAUUUCCACCUGUCACCCCCUGGUCCAUGCACCUCAGCUGAGUCUGGGCCUAAGCUACGGCGAUGCAAGUGCAGUGUCGACGCAUUGGCACUAACCAAUGCGAACCCAAAGACGGCGAUGGCAACAAGGGGGAAGGGGGGAGAGGAAGGUUUGGCUUCAAUGAGCCUGGCGGGGACCAAGUCGUCACGCCCCCGGCCGGCCACCAGAGAUGCCACUGCCAAUGUAUGGCAGCCUGCUGAGCGCGGACGACGACGCUGUACCUCAGCCGUACACGCUGAGUAUUGGAUGCAGCACUGUUGUUGUUGGUGGGAGACUCGACGUUGGGACGAGAUUGGCUGGCGCACAACAAGGUUGGGGGUCAUGCUCGCACGCACCAGCUGGCCCAUGCAAGCUUUCAGGUGAGAGUACCCAACUGGGUACGAAGCUGUUGGCCAAGACGGCCAGGUCUUCAACCCCAAGCCGCAAUCUGGGGGCUACCCCCCCUAGUGGUGUAGUUAAAAACGCCCUCCCGAUGCCUGGGCAAUCUGUAGUAAAGGAUAGUGAAGGAUCAUCCUGUUCGUCGUCGACGGACCGUUACAGAGGGCUGGAUGGCUGGCUGGUUGGCUGCUGGGCUUGCGGGCUGCUUGCCGGGGCGCGCCGACUACGCAACAGGCCGGGGGGUGGAAGGGGCGCGGAUGCCACGUCCGGCGUGCCGUGUGUUGGAUCUGGUGCUAGCUCGCGGUCUACAUGUUGCGACGAAUGUGUCUUCAAUGGUGGUCGAUGGUAUUUGCAGAAACCAGGCCCGGCUUUGGUCAAGCUGCUCGGUGAUCGCCUCGCCCGCGCUAACUCGGUUGCGUAGGUAGGUGCAGCAAGUACCUGCUUUGGAUCUACCAACUAGGUACCUAGCGCUUCUUGUUGAGGGAAUCCGGAUCACGGCUCCCCCCGGACGCCAACAAAGG
Messenger RNA from Ilyonectria robusta, 975 nucleotides. RefSeq lists its product as uncharacterized. NCBI's taxonomy places the organism in Eukaryota, Fungi, Ascomycota, Sordariomycetes, Hypocreales, Nectriaceae. The transcript has 3 exons. The record is from RefSeq and is a predicted model, not a curated record. The coding region runs from base 246 to 875 and encodes 209 amino acids.